AUGAAAUUACUCUCUGUAUACUUUAUUGUUGGCUGUUUUUUGUAUGAUUUUUUGAAUGGUUUCAAUUGUCCUAAUCAAAAUAAUGGAAUGUAUUCCAAUAUUAAUGACUCUCACUCAUUUUGGUAUUGUGUAUAUGGGCAAGCAUACUUAAAACCUUGUCCACAGUCAUUCAUAUGGUCACAAGAACGACGAAAAUGCGAGAAGAAACUUCCAACGUCAACAACAUCGUUACCAGCCACAGGUACGACUACGACUACGACCACAUUUAUGACUACAACUACGACUACUGUUCCAAUAGUUAAUUGUCCUAGAUUAAUAACAUUUGAUAAUAUUCCCGGCGCUGGCCGUUCUCAACAACCCUUGCCCAAUGGGUUCUCUGGUUUUCAAUGGGUGAAUGCUAACUAUAUGAAUGUCUCUUACUACGAAGAGGUUAAUGGUUGGUCGGGUUAUUCCGCUGCUCUCUCGAGUGGUCAAUAUGUUGGACUCAAUAAGGAUGGUAAAAUGUUAUCUAUGAUCAUAAAUGCAGCCAAAAGUUUCACUCUGAAAUCGAUGAUAGUAGCAUCAGCAUGGAACGAUAAUCUCACAUUAGAAAUAACGGGUAAACGGGGUGGAAGUGUAUUCAAAUCGCAACGGUUUACACUGCAAUUACAACAACAAUCAAUAGAACUUAACUGGCCAAACUUGGAAAUCAUUAAUUUCUUGUCUUAUGGAGAUGAACCAAAUUCUGAUAUAAAAGGGAAUGGACCAGAGUUUGCCCUUGAUAAUUUGUGCGUGGAAUUUCUCAAAUAA
Rotaria socialis is the source of this 789-nucleotide messenger RNA. The record is from the annotation of a GenBank genome assembly. Lineage: Eukaryota; Metazoa; Rotifera; Eurotatoria; Philodinida; Philodinidae.